This is a messenger RNA of Gymnodraco acuticeps, 1454 nucleotides long. It is a transcript of the gene dqx1, whose product is annotated as DEAQ box RNA-dependent ATPase 1. The record is from RefSeq and is a predicted model, not a curated record. Gene Ontology annotation, molecular function: RNA binding. Gene Ontology annotation, cellular component: intracellular anatomical structure; spliceosomal complex. NCBI's taxonomy places the organism in Eukaryota, Metazoa, Chordata, Actinopteri, Perciformes, Bathydraconidae.
GUCUGUGUCUCCGUCUCUACCCCCAGUCUCUGUACGAGGGGAUGGAGGAGGCUCAUCGUCCGGGGGUAGAGGAGGAGAACCUCAGCCACCUGGUGCUGCUGCUCAAGAGGCUGGAUAUCGCUGACAUGGGGCAGUGCAAGUUCCUGGACAGACCAGCCCCUGAGGCUCUGAUGCAGGCUCUGGAGGAUCUGGACUACCUGGCGGCGCUGGAUGAUGAUGGCAAUCUGUCUGAAGUUGGCAUCAUAAUGUCGGAGCUUCCCUUGGAGCCGCCUCUGGCCAAAGCUCUGAUCGCUGCCUGCGAGUACGACUGUGUGGACGAGCUGCUCACUAUCGCUGCCAUGCUCACAGCUCCGUCCUGCUUUGUGACAGUGGAGCCCAGCAGAGAGGAGGCGGUGUCUCAGUGGAAACCCCUGAUGCACGCAGAGGGAGACCACAUGACUCUCAUCAACAUCUAUAGCACCUACCUGGAGCAUCACCAGGAUGAGGCGUGGUGCACGACAAACUUUCUGAGUCACGCAGCCUUACGAUUGGCUGUGGUGAUCAGGGCGGAGCUUCUGGAGGUGAUGCAGAGAAUAGAACUUCCUGUUUCUCCGCCUGAUUUCGGAUGCCAGGACAACUGCACCAACAUCAAGCGUGCUCUCAUCUCAGGCUUCUUCCUCAAGGUGGCUCAUGAUGUGGACGGCUCAGGGAACUACCUCCUGCUGACUCACCGCCACGUGGCUCACCUGCACCCCUUCUCCUCCUACCUGAGUCUCCAGCCGUGCCCCGCCCCCCCCAGCUGGGUCCUCUACCACGAGUUCACCAUCUCCUGCGACAACUGCAUCCGCAUCGCCUCCGAAGUGCACCCUCAGAUGCUGGUGGAGCUCUCCCCUCAGUAUUAUUUGGGUAAUCUGCCCCCCAGUGACGGCAGAGAGCAGCUGAUGGAGCUGAGGCAGAAUCUGGAGCCGCCCUCUUACGACACGGGGGUGACUGCAGAGGAUUACAACAGGAUGCUCAGAGAAGUAGAAACUGAAAGUGAACCUCACACUGAGUCCAACACUGACCUCUGUGUGGUCCAAUGAGAGGGAAGAGGAGGCGGGGCUUCUCAGGAGAACACACUCCUCGUCACGCAGCUGUCACUUUAUCUGAGAUAUCUUUUUAUGAAUUAUCCCGAAAUCUCAUUUAUGGUUUGAACCAGGGGUGUCAAACUCAUUUUAGAAUAUAAUAUACAAUGGGUGUAAUUGUACAUGCCGCUUUACAGAAGCCCAUAAACUACAUGUCCCACAAUGCAUCUCAGUUUGUGACAUGCACACUGAAGAGACUUGCAAUUAUUUGCCGUAGACUUCUGCUUUCAGACGUAGUUCAUUAUGAAGUUAUUACCAGAACUGAUAAUAAUCCAACGCAGAGGCAAUAAUUUAAUAUAAUACAUUAUUUAAGUAAGGGAUAUUGUGCAGCGACGCGGUCAUUACGGGGAA